CAUCCGUACUAACCCUGCCAAUCAAAACUGGUCACGCAAAGAUUGAAUAGGAUAAAAAAAAAUGUCUCACGGUGGGUGAGGUUAUGUUUUCCUUUCCUCAACAGGAUUUCUCAGAUCGGCUUAGCAGGCCAACUCCGUCUUUUCUCUCUGCUGAACAAUCGUCGUUGUCUUUCCUCGAUUAGAUCUCUCCGAUCUCAUCGAAUUGUAAUAAUUUGGAACGAAGCCGUAGUACCUGAACUCUGAUCUUCUAUGGCUCCGCCGGCGCAAACCGUGCGAUCGUCUUCGCCUUCUCAACCUUCCGGGAAAGGGGAAGUUUCCGAUCUCAAAUUACAGCUGCGACAGCUAGCAGGCAGCCGAGCUCCGGGAGUGGAUGAUUCAAAGCGAGAGCUUUUCAAGAAGGUGAUAUCUUACAUGACCAUUGGUAUCGACGUCUCAUCUCUUUUCGGAGAGAUGGUGAUGUGCUCCGCAACAUCAGACAUUGUUUUGAAGAAAAUGUGUUAUCUGUAUGUUGGUAACUAUGCGAAGGUCAAUCCUGAUCUUGCACUUUUGACGAUCAAUUUUCUUCAAAGAGAUUGCAAGGAUGAUGAUCCUAUGAUCCGGGGGCUUGCAUUGAGGAGUUUGUGUUCGCUACGGGUAGCUAAUCUGGUGGAGUAUUUGGUCGGGCCCUUGGAAUCAGGAUUAAAAGACAGUAAUAGUUAUGUGAGGAUGGUGGCAGUCAUUGGAGUUUUGAAACUGUAUCAUAUCUCAGCUUCAACAUGUAUAGAUGCAGAUUUCCCAGCAACGCUUAAGCACUUAAUGCUCAAUGAUUCAGAUACUCAGGUGGUUGCAAAUUGUCUGUCUGCACUGCAAGAGAUUUGGAGCUCAGGAGCAGCCACCUCCGAGGAAGCUUCCAGGGAGAGGGAAACUUUACUUAGCAAACCAGUUGUAUACUACUUUUUGAAUCGGAUCAAGGAAUUCAGUGAAUGGGCACAAUGUCUUUUACUCGAGCUGGUAGCUAAGUAUGUACCGGCAGAUAGCAGUGAGAUUUUUGACAUCAUGAAUCUUCUGGAAGAUAGACUUCAGCAUGCAAAUGGUGCUGUUGUCUUGGCAACCAUCAAAGUAUUUCUACAGUUGACUUUGUCCAUGACUGAUGUUCAUCAGCAGGUAUAUGAACGUAUUAAAGCCCCCCUCCUAACCCUAGUGAGUUCAGGAAGUCCAGAGCAAUCUUAUGCAGUUCUAAGCCACCUUCAUCUGUUGGUGAUGCGUGCACCAUAUAUAUUUUCUUCAGACUAUAAACAUUUCUAUUGUCAGUACAAUGAGCCAUCUUAUGUCAAAAAAUUGAAGCUUGAAAUGUUAACUGCUGUCGCAAAUGAGAGCAACACAUAUGAAAUUGUGACCGAAUUAUGUGAAUAUGCUGCAAAUGUUGAUAUUCCCAUUGCAAGAGAGUCCAUCCGUGCUGUUGGGAAGAUAGCAUUACAGCAGUAUGAUGUGAAUGCAAUUGUUGACCGGCUUCUUCAGUUUCUGGAGAUGGAAAAGGAUUAUGUGACUGCUGAAGCUCUGGUCCUUGUAAAAGAUCUUCUUAGGAAAUAUCCGCAAUGGAGUCAUGAUUGUAUUGCUGUUGUUGGAAAUAUCAGCAGCAAAAACGUUCAAGAACCCAAGGCCAAGGCAGCUCUAAUAUGGAUGUUGGGGGAAUAUUCCCAGGAUAUGCAAGAUGCACCUUAUAUUUUAGAGAGUUUGAUUGAAAAUUGGGAAGAUGAGCAUUCUGCUGAGGUUCGCUUGCAUCUUCUAACAGCAGUAAUGAAGUGUUUUUUCAAGAGGCCACCUGAGACUCAGAAAGCCUUGGGAGCUGCAUUGGCUGCAGGGCUUGCUGAUUUACACCAGGAUGUUCAUGAUAGAGCCUUAUUCUACUACAGGCUUUUACAGUACGAUGUAACUGUAGGAGAACGUGUAGUCAACCCCCCAAAGCAAGCUGUUUCUGUGUUUGCUGAUACCCAGAGCAGUGAAAUUAAGGAUCGCAUAUUUGAUGAAUUUAACAGUUUGUCCGUUGUAUACCAGAAACCAUCUUACAUGUUUACCGAUAAGGAACAUCGUGGUCCAUUUGAGUUCUCAGAUGAGCUUGGAAAUUUAUCUAUUGGGACAGAGUCUGUAGAUACAACUGUUCCAGUUCAUAAAGUUGAGGCAAAUGACAAAGACUUGCUUCUUAGUACAACAGAGAAGGAAGACACUAGAGGUCCCAUUAAUGAUGGUGCAUACAGUGCUCCUUCAUAUGAUGGUUCAUUGGUGUCUCUUGCUGCCCCACAAACACAGCCGGAGGUGGCAACUUCAAACCCCAGUGUAAAAGAGCACUCGCAGUCUAGCUUUGCAAUUGAUGAUCUGCUUGGUCUUGGUCUGCCAGCGGCCCCUGCACCUGCACCUUCACCUCCAUCGUUGAAGCUAAAUUCAAAAGCUGUUCUAGAUCCAAGCACUUUUCAGCAAAAAUGGCGCCAACUGCCAAUAUCUUUAUCACAGGAGUAUUCUGUCAGCCCACAAGGAGUUAGUGCAUUGACCACACCUCAAGUGCUCCUUCGGCAUAUGCAGACUCAUUCCAUCCAUUGCAUCGCAUCAGGCGGUCAAUCCCCUAACUUCAAGUUCUUCUUCUUUGCCCAAAAAGCAGAAGAAUCAUCUACCUUUCUUGUGGAGUGUAUAAUCAACACAUCCUCAGCGAAAGCUCAAAUAAAGGUCAAAGCUGAUGACCAAAGUGCCUCCCAGGCCUUUUCAUCCUUGUUUCAAUCAGCUUUAUCCAAAUUUGGCACAGCAUGAGUAAAAGAGUCAGGGGAAAAUAUUUAUUUGUCCAGUGUUCUUUGUCGAAUUCCCUUUUUGCCGAGGCAGAGGUAUGAGGAACCAAAAUGAGAGAGAAAUAGGAAUGGAAACAGCCUUUUUGGGGUAGAGGUGUAGAUCAGUGUACAAUGUAAUUGCAGACUAUGGUGGAAAUUUUUUUCUCCACUAGUUGUGUAAUAUCUAAAACCCACCGCUUCCCAACUUGUUCAAACAUAGAAUGUUACUGGUGGAAACAUAAAAGUCACCAGUUUCUUGUGUAGUUGAGCCUCCUUCUCUUCGGAAAACAUCUUCAAUUUAUAUAGAAGUUUCUCUCUGUACCAUGACAUUACUAAAAAAGAGGGUUGUGAUUAAUAAUUAAUUUUUAGUUUGUGGA
Molecule: messenger RNA, 3169 nt
Organism: Ziziphus jujuba (common jujube)
Lineage: Eukaryota; Viridiplantae; Streptophyta; Magnoliopsida; Rosales; Rhamnaceae
Product: beta-adaptin-like protein A
Exons: 11
Coding region: 250-2778 (842 amino acids)
Biological process (GO): vesicle-mediated transport; intracellular protein transport
Cellular component (GO): membrane coat; clathrin adaptor complex
Molecular function (GO): clathrin binding
Source: RefSeq, a predicted model, not a curated record